AUGAGCAAACAGAAUUUCCCCCCCAAACUGAAAGGGAUCAGAAAAGAUGGCUUGAAAAGUAGCGGGGGGACGAAAAAGAAUCAGGAUGGUAAAAAUGGCAACAAAAAAAAGAAACCCUUUAAGAAGAAUAAAAUUAAGGGGGCAAAACAGGUGGGGGUAUUAUCUCAGUCUUGUGAUAAAUUCCUGAACAGCAAGGGGGAGAUACAGCAUGCAGACAAACCAGACGCAGAAUUCAAUUUCGCGAAGAAGGAAGAAGGAACGGGGGAGCCACACGCACCAGUGAAGAACAAAACGGUGAUGAAAAAAUCCAAAUCAAAUUUUGUCACUCCUGUCUUGAAGAAAAUAAUGAUAAGUAAAAAGUUAUCCAAAAAGAGGAAUCGUGGAGGGAAAAUCCAAGGGGGGGAGAAUGAAUCACAUGCCCAAUACAUUCCAAAUGAAGCUCCUUCACCAGAGAAUGUCGUUAAUCGAGGGAAACACGAAUGUGAGACUAGCAGUCCGUUUGCUAAUCGAAAUGAUGGCAACUAUCCAACCGAUAGGGCCUUCUACCCUGACCAGUACGAAAGCCAUUAUGGAGAAAAGAAAAAACAAAAAUACAAGAAGAAAAAAAAAAUCCUACAGGAUCCAGAAGAAAUAGUGAACUCGUCCCUGUUCAGAUACAUUAAUGAGUACAUGUACACCAACAGAAGCGACACUGUGCAAAAAAAGUUAAAGGAAACAAAAAAUAUUUUCAAUAUUUACCAUUCGGGGUACAGAAAUCAGAAAAAUAAAUGGCCCCAAAAUCCCGUUCAUGUAAUAAUAAGUCAUUUAAAAAAAAAUUUUACAAAAAAAAGUAAAAUAGCAGAUUUGGGAUGUGGAGAAGCAGAAAUAGCCCAAGCAUUGAAUGGCUGGUCCGUGACCUCCUACGAUUUAAUUCAGCUCAAUGAGCAUGUCACUGUUUGUAACAUAACGAAAUUGCCACUUGCAGACAAUUCCCACGAUUGCUUCGUCUUGUGUCUGAGUCUCAUGAACACAGACUGGCCGAAAGUUAUAUUUGAGGCACUUCGGUGUCUGAAAAAGAGGGGAACCCUAAUAAUAGCCGACGUGGUGAGCAGGUUUACCAACUACAAGGCGUUCAUGAAGUUCAUGAAGAAUGUUGGCUUUACCUUCACCAACAGAGUAAAUAUGGACGAUUUUUUUUAUGUGCUAUUUUUUGAGAAUAAUAAAAAGGACGACGCUUCCUACACGGCGAAUGAGAAGAGAAUUGGGAAGGUUUCCAAGUUGUUGGCUCCCUGUGUUUACAAGAGGAGGUAG
Plasmodium knowlesi strain H is the source of this 1290-nucleotide messenger RNA. RefSeq names its product ribosomal RNA-processing protein 8, putative. Gene Ontology annotation, molecular function: methyltransferase activity. NCBI's taxonomy places the organism in Eukaryota, Apicomplexa, Aconoidasida, Haemosporida, Plasmodiidae. Bases 1 to 1290 code for a protein of 429 amino acids. Gene Ontology annotation, cellular component: nucleolus. The transcript is spliced from 3 exons. The record is from RefSeq and is a predicted model, not a curated record.